Gigantopelta aegis is the source of this 1296-nucleotide messenger RNA. Its product is annotated as vitamin K epoxide reductase complex subunit 1-like protein 1. Gene Ontology annotation, molecular function: vitamin-K-epoxide reductase (warfarin-sensitive) activity. Gene Ontology annotation, biological process: vitamin K metabolic process; peptidyl-glutamic acid carboxylation. The transcript has 4 exons. Bases 341 to 826 code for a protein of 161 amino acids. The record is from RefSeq and is a predicted model, not a curated record. NCBI's taxonomy places the organism in Eukaryota, Metazoa, Mollusca, Gastropoda, Neomphalida, Peltospiridae.
CGGCGGCAGUGAGUAUUGAUCAUGUGUCUAUGGACACCACGAAACCCGUUUAUGAGAGUUCAGUAGGCGGAUGUAAUCAUUGUCGGGAAUGACAGUCAUGUCAAGAGAAGCCGUGCUAUGUCGGUUAUUAAGGAUUCUAAUGUUACACGCGCGAAUAAAACAAAGGGAUGCAUGUUGCAGGGUCACAUAUAUUCACACAGGAGUAUACAUUUCACUGUCGUAGAUUUCUGAAAAUCGAUUCGGAAGCUUUUUUUGGACGAACUAGAACGAGGUUCUGCACAAGACUAACAUAUGUAGAGCGGAUUGGAUCAUAUCUCUGGUCGGUGUCACUGCUGUCACAAUGUUAUCGUAUUUGCUGCUGAGCAACCUGGCGGACCGCCUCGUCUUCAACAUCCUGGGUAUAGUUGUGUCUUCGUACGCCUUGUAUGUGGAGACGCAAAAAGAGAAGAAUCCGAAGUACAGGGCUAUGUGCGACUUCAACGAGCACAUGAGCUGUUCGAAAGCCCUGUGUUCAGAGUACGGUAAAGGCUUCGGUGUUGUUGGUGUGUUGCUUGGACCAAAGCAUUUCUUGAAUCAGCGCAACUGUACUAUGGGCAUCCUCUUUUACCUGUUGCAGAUUGGUCUAGCCUUCCUCCCUGACCAGGGCCUUGCCUCCCUCCUGCUCUACUACUCGUCGGUACUGGCUGGAAUCGGCUCGGCCUACCUGGCCUACAUUCUGCUUUUUGUUCUCCGGGAUCUCUGCAUCGUGUGUGUCUUCACCUACGUCAUCAACGCGUCAUUAAUUUAUCUCAAUUACAGUCUGUACAAACAAAAACAGUUCAACUGAUUCACUCUAUAGGGCCGGAGUCUCGUAUGCAGGAAUUUGAGCAAGGGGGGGUGGGGUGGGGUGAGGUGGGGGGGGUGGGGGUAUGUGUUUGACUGUGGCCUGUGACGAGCGAAGUUUUUAGGGAGUAGGAGGAUCAUCUACACCCGAGUGCGUCGUUAAAUAAAACAUUUGCUUCAUCUACACCCGGAAAAUAUAUUGAAGAAAAACUAAAUGAAAAUUCGCUUGAGCAGGGCGUGGUGGUGGUAGUUUCGACCCCCGAAGCCUCCCCCUGCACACGUGUUUGGUCUGUACCUGAACAAACAUAUCUGAGGUUGCAUUUAAAAAAAAGAAAAAAAGAAAAGAACAAAGAACAAAGGCACACUAGGCCAGUUUACAUACUGUUGAGUGACACUACAUCAUUAACGGUCAAGAUAUGAAUGUUUUUUUUUAUAAACAUGUGCUAUAAUAAAAAAAGUUUCCUUUAUUAAAAA